Messenger RNA from Ficedula albicollis (Collared flycatcher), 3735 nucleotides. It is a transcript of the gene PDE6B, whose product is annotated as phosphodiesterase 6B. Gene Ontology annotation, molecular function: 3',5'-cyclic-nucleotide phosphodiesterase activity; protein binding. Bases 62 to 2572 code for a protein of 836 amino acids. The record is from RefSeq and is a predicted model, not a curated record. The transcript is spliced from 22 exons. Gene Ontology annotation, biological process: signal transduction; retina development in camera-type eye. Gene Ontology annotation, cellular component: photoreceptor outer segment membrane. NCBI's taxonomy places the organism in Eukaryota, Metazoa, Chordata, Aves, Passeriformes, Muscicapidae.
UUAGGGUGCUGCUUACACAUCUUUGGACUACUACUUACCCACAAGAUCCAGGGCAUUCACAAUGAGCAUUAGUGAAAACGACGUGGAGAAGUUUCUUGAUGGCAACCCUGCUUUCGCCAAGCAGUAUUUUGAGAAGAAGCUAAAAACAGAGUCCUGGGAUAACAAUGAGAGUGAAAUACUUUUUGAGUUGAUCCAAGACAUGCAAGAAAGCAUCAACAUGGAGAAAGUUGUUUUCAAGACCUUGAGAAGAAUCAGGUCCCUUAUCCAUGCUGACCGCUGCAGUCUCUUCAUGUACAGGCAGAGAAAUGGCACUCCUGAACUCGCAACAAGGCUUUUCAACAUCCAGGAGGGAAGUACUCUGGAGGAAUGCCUGGUCUCCCCAGACUGCGAGAUUGUCUAUCCGCUGGACAUAGGCAUCGUGGGCCAUGUUGCUCAGACCAAGAAAACCAUGAACAUCAAGGAUGUCCAUGAGUGUGCCCAGUUCAGCCCAUUUGUUGAUGAGCUCACAGACUACACUACAAAAAACAUCCUUGCAACACCCAUCCUGAAUGGCAAAGAUUUGGUUGCUGUCAUUGUGGCUAUAAAUAAGCUGAAUGGUCCACACUUCACCAGCUCUGAUGAAACACUUUUUCUGAAGUAUCUGAAUUUUGCAUCCUUGAACUUGAAAAUUUAUCACUUGAGUUAUCUUCACAACUGUGAGACUCGAAGAGGCCAGGUUCUGUUGUGGUCAGCUAAUAAGGUUUUCGAGGAACUGACGGACAUUGAGAGGCAGUUCCACAAGGCUUUUUAUACGGUGAGGGCAUACCUGAACUGUGACCGGUAUUCGGUCGGUCUCCUGGACAUGACAAAGCAGAAGGAAUUUUUUGACCUGUGGCCAGUCCUGUUGGGAGAAGUACCUCCCUACACAGGACCUCGAACCCCGGACGGCAGGGAAAUAGUCUUUUACAAGGUCAUUGAUUAUAUAUUACAUGGAAAAGAAGACAUUAAAGUCAUCCCAAAUCCUACCCCGGAUCACUGGGCACUAGUUACUGGACUGCCUGCCUAUGUGGCUGAAAGUGGAUUUAUUUGCAACAUUAUGAAUGCUGCUGCAGAUGAGAUGUUUAACUUUCAGGAAGGUCCUCUAGAUGAAUCAGGAUGGACUAUCAAAAACGUUCUCUCCAUGCCAAUAGUGAAUAAAAGGGAAGAAAUUGUUGGUGUUGUCACAUUUUAUAACAGAAAAGAUGGGAAACCGUUUGAUGAACAGGAUGAAACCCUCAUGGAGUCCUUGACGCAGUUCCUGGGUUGGUCUGUGCUCAACACAGACACAUAUGAUAAGAUGAACAAGUUGGAGAACCGAAAGGACAUUGCUCAGGACAUGGUGCUCUACCACGUGAAAUGUGACAAGGAUGAAAUCCAGGAAAUUCUGCCAACACGGGAAAAGCUGGGGAAGGAGCCAAGUGAGUGUGACGAAGAGGAGCUGGCAAGCAUUCUGAAGGAAGAACUCCCAGGACCCACUAAGUUCGAAAUCUAUGAGUUCAGGUUCUCAGAUUUUGACUGCACUGAGCUAGAGCUGGUGAAGUGUGGCAUUCAGAUGUACUAUGAGCUUGGCGUGGUGAAAAAGUUCCAGAUCCCACAGGAGGUUCUGGUAAGGUUUGUGUACUCCGUCAGCAAAGGCUACCGGAAGAUAACUUACCACAACUGGCGUCAUGGCUUCAAUGUAGCACAGACCAUGUUCACGCUCCUGAUGACUGGCAAACUGAAGCGUUACUACACUGACCUUGAAGCCCUUGCAAUGGUAACUGCGGCUCUGUGCCAUGAUAUUGACCACAGGGGAACCAACAACCUCUACCAAAUGAAAUCUCAAAACCCUUUAGCUAAACUUCAUGGAUCCUCUAUUUUAGAGAGACAUCACUUGGAAUUUGGAAAAUUCUUGCUCUCUGAGGAGUCACUGAAUAUAUGCCAGAACCUCAACCGCAGACAGCAUGAGCAUGUGAUUCACCUGAUGGAAAUUGCCAUUAUAGCAACAGAUCUGGCACUCUACUUCAAAAAGAGAACGAUGUUUCAAAAGAUCGUUGAUGAGUCUAAGACUUAUGACAGUGUGACUGCCUGGACUGAAUAUCUGUCUCUGGAGACGACAAAGAAAGAGGUUGUCAUGGCCAUGAUGAUGACUGCCUGUGACUUGUCAGCUAUCACAAAGCCUUGGGAAGUCCAGAGUAAGGUAGCUCUACUGGUAGCUGCUGAGUUCUGGGAGCAAGGAGAUUUGGAAAUAAGCGUCCUUCAGCAACAGCCCAUUCCCAUGAUGGACCGAAGGAAAGCUGCUGAGCUUCCAAAGCUUCAAGUGGGUUUCAUUGACUUUGUGUGCACAUUUGUCUAUAAGGAAUUUUCCCGUUUCCAUGAGGAAAUUCAGCCUAUGCUUGAUGGGCUGCUGAACAACAGAAAUGAGUGGAAGACUCGUGCUGACGAAUAUGAUGCAAAAGUUAAAGCUCUGGAGGAAGAGAAGAAAAAAGAAGAAGAAAGAAUGGCUGCAAAAAGAGGUGAAAUAACAUGCAAUGGAGGAACAGCUCCAGCUUCCAAAACCUGUAGCAUACUUUAGACCUAUUCUCACUGCAAGAUAUGCCACACAAAAUGAGGAUGCCCAUAAUUAAAAAAAAACAACAAAAAACAACAAAAAAACCUCAACCAAGCAAAAAAAAACCCAAACAAAAAACAAAACAAACAAAAACCAAAACAAAACAAAAAAAAUCAUGGCAUACAAAUACAUUCCUAAUAGGACUAUUCUGAUAAUUUAUUAGGCUUGUGACCAACCAGGGAAGGGCUAGAACUUGUUUGCCUUAAUUGCAUCUCUUCCUGAAGGUAGGGUGCCAGUUCUGUCCUGUCUUCUGUCCUCCAUUUAAUGCACCUGAUGUCAGAUGGCAUGUGACAAAUCAGAACAACAUUUGGCCUGAUAAAUCAGGUUGCAAGAUUUUGGAAGAGUGUUUUUCCUACACUGGAACACUUCCUACCCCAAAGCUGAUGGGGAUAAUCCUGCUCCAUACAACCUCAUGAAACUGACAAUGAAUGCAACCAUAGCCUGCACAGUGGAAAAAAUGAAGAAGAGAUAAAGGUAUCAUACCUAAGUCUGUAUCUGUCAGGAUAUCAAAAAGAAACCUGAGUGUAAGGAAAAAGCAUGAAAACAGACCAUAGUAAAUAUUUGAACUGCUCUAAAAUGUUACUAUUCCAUGUAAAUCCAAGAAACACUCUGACAGAUAAUAGAUAUGCACUCACUUCAAGAAUCUGGAUAGGUUGCUAUCCCAAAGCAUGGAGCUAUUCAUGCUACACACAGUAGCUGCCUUCUCCAGGAGCAGGAUCCACACUGUGUGCUAAUUGAAGCUUCAUUCUUUCAUGUGUCAUUUUAAGAAGACGGUGUUAUCAUUAUCCAUUACGGUUCCUCUUACAAUUAACCAAGCAACUUGAGUUAUGACAUCUUACAAAUUUGUUCUGUUUUGCCUCAUAAUGCCACAUAAUGAUCAGAACCAACUGUCCUUCCUUUCCUCCUCCUGUUUUGACAUGUCUGAUUUUUAGAUUAUAUUUCAGACUUGUGACUCUUAUUUUAGAUGAAAAUUACUUUUCAUGUUUAUUCAUGCAAAAAUAGAACAUUCAAUUACACUCUUGUAGUAGUAGAGACACCCUCAUGUCCUGCUCCAACUCCCCUCCCCCUCUUUCUUUUUAAAAAUUGUUUGGAGAUCUGUUUUGCUGGGGAUUUUCUUCUUCUCUUAC